Molecule: messenger RNA, 1497 nt
Organism: Diatraea saccharalis (sugarcane borer)
Lineage: Eukaryota; Metazoa; Arthropoda; Insecta; Lepidoptera; Crambidae
Source: the annotation of a GenBank genome assembly
AUGCUGCCUUCUAUGCCCGUUUUAUUUUCUCGAGAGAGUCAAGAUGCUUUUGGUAACAAGAUUGAACCAAGCACCAGCUUUUUCAGUGCAAAUUUGAUCUCAAAACCACCUAUCAAACCAGAGCCCCCUCCUCCGCCUUAUACAAUCACUACGAAAGAACCCGUAAAAUCAGUUCAAAAGGAACCAAAAGGAAAAGGAAAUACUAAGAAAAAAGAUGACCCACCUAACUUUGAUAAUAAUGCUAUAGAAACAGCCUUAGUUAAAUCAUAUUAUGCUAAAGUACAAUCACAAUUUUCUUCCAACCCAUCGGUGCCUAACAAUAAAUUUAUUCAAUUUCAAAAUAUCCUGAAAACAUUUGAUCCUACAAAAGAAACUCCGGUUGAAUUGUAUAGAAAAAUUGAGCGCCUGUGUGGUGAUGAACAUAAAGAUAUUUUGGAAGACUUUUUAUUGUUUUUAAAACCUGGCCAGGCAGCAAAAGUGGGCCGUUUCAUGGAUCACUUUAUGAUGGAACAGCUGAAUGGAUUCAUAGAACUUUUACAUAGAACAUUCUACCGCAAGCCUACUAUUUUACGGAAAAUCCUCAGAGCUUUAACUACAGGCCUGAACAGCGGCAGCAGUGAACAGAUGAAGACUCGUGUGUUGCCACACUUGCGAUCCAACCCUCGUCUUAUACAACUGUUCAAAUCUUUGUUUCCUGAUGAAAGACCACCAGAUAGCGCCUAUGAAAACGCGACCGAUACAAUUAAUGAGAGCUUCCUCACCGCCGACAACGGCUACGAUGUUUGGGAGUUUCAAGAGGACACUAACAACAAAUGGAAACGCGACGUUAAGGAGGGAUUAGACACGAUGUAUCUCCAUGGACGGGUAUUUCUCCAGCAUGGUAGACUACUCCGUUCUGCCAGCGUCACAUAUCCUUACAGCAAAGAACCGUACCGGGUACAUGCGAGACGUCUCGCGCCUUCACAUUGCCACUUAUCCCCACCAGAUUCCGGCGACGAAAGGUCCACAACCAAACGACCUAACAGGUCCGCCAAAUCAACUCCCAAAAAGACCAAGAAACCGCCUAAAUCACCCACUAAAAACGCAAAAGAUGUCAAUGAUAACACAAAGUUAAAAGACUGUGCUGUCACAAACGCGUUGACCUCUAAAUCACCCAAAAUCAAAUCCCAGAAUAUUAAGAAAACUUGUAAAGACAAAGACAGUAAUAAGAAUAAUAGGAAAGACAGUAAAGGAGCCACUUGUCAAAAGAAAGAUACUAAACAAGCCAAGGUGGAAACGAGGGUACCUGAAAUGAAAGCGGUGGAAACGAAAAAUACCAGUUGGACGAGAGAUGAGGAUAAGACAAUGUUGCAAGUUAUUAAGUGCGAAGCUGAUUCUGAGAUAGUCUUCGGACGAAUAGGUGAACUGUUGCCUCAUCGGUCCGUGUCCGAAAUUAAGGAGAGAUUCUGCCACGUUAUGUCGUUACUUCAACAAAUGGCAGUUGGGGAAGUAACAUAA